UUUUUUUUUGCUCGAAGGACGACGAAUUUUUGCAUGGUGAUUGUCAGAUUGCCGAUGGUUGCUGUUGAACAGUAAAUUUCGAUUUUCAACCUAACGCGAGCCAAAAGUGGCAAAGCCUAACCGUUGCUGCUGCUUCUCUCCGCCAACGGCGGUGAUAAAAAUAGCUUCGUACCUUGCGCCUUUGUGUCGAUAGCCGGAAAUAAUCUGUGGUGCGGGUUGCGUGUUUCGUGUCAACCUUCUUCGGCUUUGUGUUUUGGUGUUUUUUUUUUCGCUCGUUCGCAAACUUUUCUCGGAUUUUCGUCCGCGGAUAGGAAAACGGUGGCCGCAACCCUCCGUUGUGGAUUAGCUGGCUAGGAUAGGUUGAAGGAUGGCAUCGCCAUUGGAACAUUAUGUGAACCAUGUCCGGACCAUGAGCAGUGCCGGAAACUUCCGGGAACUGGUGGAAUACCUGCUGGAAUCAACCGAUCUGCUGGCCAAAAAUGGGAACAUCCUGGAUAACGUGCUGGAAACGUUGGACAUUCAACAGCACUCGCUCGGGGUUCUCUUCGUGCUGGUGAUCAAAUUUAGUGAACCGAUUCAUCACGACGAUACCGAGAAUGUGUUGCGGGUCGUGAGGGAAUUCAUCACACUUUGCAAUGGCGAACAGGUCCGAUUCGCAACGCAACCAUAUUUCGAACUCUGCCACCAGUUUGCCUCGUCGCUCGUGAAGAACAAGCAGUACACAAUCCAGGGUAUCCAGGUCCUCUCACUGGCGGUGGAAAAGAUUCGCCUCUUCGACACCCAGCUCACGCCCGUCCAUGCCGACUUGUGCCAGCUGUGCUUGGCCGCGAAAAUCUUCAGCCCGGCUCUCCGCUUCCUGGACGUGGAUGUGACCGCAAUCGCCAACACCGACGACAGCAACCACGACACCAAGUACUUCCUGCUGUACUACUACUACGGUGGCAUGGUCUACGCGGCUGUCAAGAACUACGAACGAGCGUUGUACUUCUUCGAGGUGGCCGUUUCUACGCCGGCCCUGGCCAUGUCACACAUCAUGCUGGAAUCGUACAAAAAGUACAUUCUGGUGUCGCUGAUAUUGCACGGGAAGGUGGUACCGAUUCCGAAGUAUUCCUCCCAGGUCAUCUUGCGGUUCAUGAAACCGCUCAGUCACGCUUAUCACGAUCUGUCCAGUGCGUACAACAGUUCCAACAGCGACGAGGUGCGGAAUGUGGUCAACAAGUAUCGGGACACGUUUAUCCGGGACACCAACAUGGGCCUGGUGAAGCAGGUCGUCUCGUCGCUGUACAAAAAGAACAUCCAACGUCUCACCAAGACGUUCCUUACGCUCUCAUUGGCUGACGUGGCCAGCCGGGUUCAGCUGGCUGGUCCAGCUGAGGCGGAAAAGUACAUCCUCAAUAUGAUCAAAUCAGGCGAAAUUUUUGCAUCCAUCAAUCAGAAGGAUGGUAUGGUAGUGUUCAAGGACGAUCCAGAGAAGUACGACAGCCCGGACAUGUUCCACAAGGUGCAGCAGGAGAUCAGUCGGGUUAUGGAACUGAACAAACAGAUUCUCAAGAUGGAGGAGGACAUUAUGCUCAAUCCUAUGUAUGUAAAAAAAUCAAUGGGCAACCAAGACGAUGAGGUGCUCGGUGGACAGCAUUCAAAAUCCUUUGCCGGUGAUCCCACCGAAUAAUGAAACCACCGGAUCGAACAAACCAUCCCGACGACUGACCGAACCGGAAGCUAGCAGAGAAAGAAAAAAAAAUCGAACACACACUCUCCGGGAUAACUGCAGCAUGUGCGGCAUUAGUAAUCCGAACUCAGUUGUAAUACCUAGUUUUAAUAGCAAAAUAGGAUUUACAGCACAUACACACACAGACACAAAUCACACAUCCAUCGCUAAGAGGCAGAAAACACAAAGCCUGACAAACGUGCAGCAAAAGAAAGCGCCUCUGCCUCAGAAUUAAGAAAAUAUAAACCUUGUAUCGAAAAAUGCAAACUAAUUUAAAGACAAAGCUUUACAACGCAACCUUCUUCAACAGAGAACGAAAAAAGUAUCCCGUUUGGACAUUGUUGGAUUGUAUCAGUAUGAAAAUCGGAAACAAUAGAACUCUCAAAGCGGUUCCCAUUAAUAAGAGAGAACAGAUUUUGUUUCUUGGAGAGAAAAAAAAACUACCGGUCAGUUACUUUUGCUUGAGUAAUCAAGCUUAUUGGGAUCCUGAAGUUUCGAAGAUGUAUCGGCACUAGUUAAGAUUGGCUGCUAAACCGUUCCACCUUCGGUUAGAAUCAAACAGGAAAAAAUUCUUGAACAUUAAUUGAGAAGUGAAAUUAGAGCGAAUGAAACACAUGGCAUGGUUGCGAACAGUUGUAUGUUUGUUGUUGUGGUUGUUGAGAAGUUUGCGCGGUGAAAGAUUGUAGUGAGGAAAUCUGGGGAUGUUAAAAGAAAUCAGUUUUCUGUGGAAAAAAAAAGAGUUGUAUCAAUAAACGAACCGAUUCAAAGCGUAUAUAGCUGGAUUCUCGA
This is a messenger RNA of Uranotaenia lowii, 2497 nucleotides long. RefSeq names its product COP9 signalosome complex subunit 3 (gene CSN3). Lineage: Eukaryota; Metazoa; Arthropoda; Insecta; Diptera; Culicidae. The record is from RefSeq and is a predicted model, not a curated record. Gene Ontology annotation, cellular component: COP9 signalosome. The coding region runs from base 368 to 1669 and encodes 433 amino acids. Gene Ontology annotation, biological process: ubiquitin-dependent protein catabolic process. The transcript is spliced from 7 exons.